CGCUAGGGGUAGCGGCGGCGGCGGCGGCGGCGGCUGCGGCUGCGGCCUGAGAGCGUGGCUGCUCUGAGGGCACAGGAGCCCGUGCGAGUGGGAACGAGGGAGGCAGAGGGUGGGAAAGCCGGCGGCAGAGGAGGGCGGCGCCGGAGGAGGGCGGCGCGUGGCUGACUCAUCUCUCUGGAAGAUCAGACUGACAGACACACACACUCGCCGAACCCGCCCGCCCGCGCCGCUCCUCCUCAGCCGGGAAGCGCCCGCCCGCACCACCCUCCCGCCCUUCCCGGGAGCUCUCCGGGCCCGACCGCCUCAGAGAAAGUUUUUCUCGUCGGAGGCGCCAGAACCGUCGCGGGCUUUUGGGAAGAGGGGGACGGAAGAGGCGGCGGCAGCGGCGCAGGCCCGCGGAGUGCAUGUUGCCCGGCGCCUCGGCUGCCUGUCAGGAGGACCUCGGGGCGGGGUCGGGCUGAGCCCAGCUGCUUCCUCUCGGCUCCGCCGCGCCAGAAAUCUCCCCGGACUGUCGCGGGGGUCCCCGCUCCUCAGCCCGCCAUGUCCAGGCUGCUGCCGCUGCUGAGGGGCCGGACCGCGCGCAGCCUGAGGCCGGGCCCGGCCGCCGCCGCCGCCGCCGCCGCGCCCCGCCCGCCGUCCUGGUGCUGCUGCGGGCGGGGGCUGCUGGCGCUCGCGGCCCCCGGCGCCUCGCCCGGCGGCCCCCGGCAGCUGGGCACGCACCCCAAGAAGGAGCCCAUGGAGGCGCUGAACACGGCGCAGGGCGCGCGCGACUUCAUCUACAGCCUGCACUCCACCGAGAGGAGCUGCCUGCUCAAGGAGCUGCACCGCUUCGAGUCCAUUGCCAUCGCCCAAGGUAUUUCAACAUGUUCCAGUCAACUGACAAGGACUUCUCAUAGUGUCAGAACUGUGAUGAUGAUGAGAGUAACACAACUAAAUAGUUCUGAGAAAUUGGAAGCUCAACCACCCACCCCAGGACAGCUGAGAUAUGUAUUCAUCCACAAUGCGAUACCUUUCAUAGGGUUUGGCUUUUUGGAUAAUGCAAUUAUGAUUGUUGCAGGAACUCAUAUCGAGUUGUCUAUUGGAAUUAUUUUGGGAAUUUCAACUAUGGCAGCUGCUGCUUUGGGAAAUCUCGUGUCAGAUUUAGCUGGACUCGGACUUGCAGGCUAUGUUGAAGCUUUGGCUUCUAGGUUAGGCCUGUCAAUUCCUGAUCUCACACCAAAGCAAGUUGACAUGUGGCAAACACGUGUUAGUACACAUUUGGUCUUAGAGAAGAGAAACAGACAGCAUCUGAUUAGUUCCUAUCUGCCUAGUAUACCCAGCACAGAGCUCAGCACAUAGGCAAAGCUGUUGGGGUGACUAUUGGCUGCAUUCUAGGAAUGUUUCCUUUGAUUUUCUUUGGAGGAGGUGAAGAAGAUGAAAAACUGGAAAAGAAAAAUGAAUCCUCUUAGAAUACCUAUAGGAAGAUGUAAACUAAUGUACCUCAGUUAUUAAAUAUACUGUCACAACAUUUAGGAGUUCAGACAGUAACAGUGUAUAGAUACGGGAUCAAAUAAUUCAGCAUGUGUUAUGGAACACUAACUUAUUGUGGCUUGGUCUUCUUAGGACAUCUUUUUAAAAAAAAACUGUUUAGUAGCAUUUGUGUAAAUUGUUGAAAUGCCUUUUCAUCAGCAGCAGUCAACAUCUUAUCUUUUCUUCUUUCUUUAUCUAUCACAAUAUUAUUUAAGUAUUGGUCAUUGAUGUACUAUAUUGACUUGGGGUUUGCCUAUCUGUUACUUAACAUGCCUACUUGCAUGGAAGCUUUUGUUGAUGUUGUUGUUCCCUAAUAGUUACAAUUCAAAUUUAGGAUUUUUCCAGAUUACUUGAGAUGUUUAAUAUCAGUUAAAGAUUUUUUUACUCUCUUUUUGGCACCAUCAAUUUUGUACUGUUUCACAGUAAACAUUUGCAAUCAUAAAAUUCA
This is a messenger RNA of Oryctolagus cuniculus (rabbit), 1957 nucleotides long. It is a transcript of the gene TMEM65, whose product is annotated as transmembrane protein 65. Gene Ontology annotation, cellular component: mitochondrion. The record is from RefSeq and is a predicted model, not a curated record. Lineage: Eukaryota; Metazoa; Chordata; Mammalia; Lagomorpha; Leporidae. Gene Ontology annotation, biological process: cardiac ventricle development; regulation of cardiac conduction.